Messenger RNA from Cryptosporidium muris RN66, 1371 nucleotides. Its product is annotated as protein phosphatase 2C, putative. The coding region runs from base 1 to 1371 and encodes 456 amino acids. NCBI's taxonomy places the organism in Eukaryota, Apicomplexa, Conoidasida, Eucoccidiorida, Cryptosporidiidae. Gene Ontology annotation, molecular function: protein serine/threonine phosphatase activity; cation binding. Gene Ontology annotation, biological process: protein dephosphorylation. The record is from RefSeq and is a predicted model, not a curated record. The transcript has a single exon.
AUGGGUGGGUGCUCCUCAUCAAUAAAUCCGAAUAAAAAACAAUCUCUUAUACCAAUUAGGAAAACAGAUUAUAAUAUUGAGGUGAACUUUGACGGAAUAAUGAAUGGAAAUAGCAGAAGAGAUAAUAAUAAUGGAGAUGGGUAUCUAUCUAUUAAUAAUGGAUGUGAAAGAAGGAGACUUUCUGUUAGUAGAAGUGAUCCAGUAAAUGAUAUAGAUAAUACAGAAGUACCACGUGGUAGGGCAUUAUUUAAAAAAGUAUCUAAAGAAAAAAAUACGACAUUAGAUAGAGCUGUAAUAGUAAAUAAUAAUUUAGAUAGAGAUAAUUCAGAUAAUUUAAAUACAUUUAAUAAUAUAAAUGGUGAUUUUGCAAUUAAUGAUACUUUAGAAAGUUGUUUAUUAGAUUCUUCAAGUUACCCGAAACGUCGUUUAUCUGUAACAGGUGCAUUAUCCCAUAGAACUCAAGAAACAUUUGAGUGUAAAGCUGAAGAAAUAAAUGGUGAUGAGAUAGCAAACAAAGAAUUACAACAUGGUAUUGGAUAUGUAUGCCGUAAAGGGUUAAAACCAGAAAGUCCUAAUCAAGAUGACUUUUUCAUAUAUCGUACAGAAUUAUGGGGAUUAUAUGGAGUCUUUGAUGGUCAUGGACCUUUUGGACAUGAUGUUAGUAAUUUUAUACAGAGAGAAUUACCUCAACUUAUUUUGAAAGAUAAAAGAUGGAAAGUUAAUCCAGGAGAGGUUUUACGUUAUGCUUUUAUUAAAUCACAUCAGAAAUUGCAAGAUUAUGUUUUACAAACAAAUGAAUUUGAUUGUAGUUUAUCAGGAACUACAGCUACUGUGAUUUUACAUCAACCUUUAGAGCAACGUAUUAUUACUGCUCAUGUAGGUGAUUCAAGAUCUGUAUUAGCAAGAUGGUCAAGAUCCGGAAGAACCCUUGAGGCUAUUGAUUUAACAAAUGACCAUAAACCAAAUUCAGAACAAGAAAAACGAAGGAUUGUAGCAGCAGGUGGUCAAGUAAAACGUAUUGAAGGUGAUAUACCAUAUAGAGUAUUUAUAAAAGGCAAGAUGUAUCCUGGAUUAGCUAUGAGUAGAGCUAUAGGAGAUACACUGGGAUAUCAGGCAGGUAUUAUACCAGAACCAGAUGUCAAUGUAUAUCAAAUUCGACCAGAUAAGGAUGCUUUUAUUCUGAUUUGUUCAGAUGGAGUUUGGGAAUUUAUCUCAUCUCAAGAGGCAGUUGAUCUUGUUGCUGAGGGUGGUAGUACUGGUGCACAAAUAUCAGCCGAAAGAUUAGCAAGAGAAGCUUGGAGACGUUGGAUUCAAGAAGAAGGAAAUGUAGUAGACGACAUUACAGUUCAAGUUAUUUAUUUACAAGCUUAA